UGGUGAGGUGUUCCGGGCACGUCCCACCGGGAGGAGGCCCAGGGGAAGACCCAGGACACGCUGGAGGGACUAAGUCUCUCGGCUGGCCUGGGAACGCCUUGGGAUUCCUUCUGAGGAGCUGGUCCAAGGGCAUCAAGAGCAAAUACAAAAAUGUUGAAGCAGUGAAGUAACAGUGAUAUAGAUUAAACUGUGUUCCAGCUGCAGGUACAAUACCGCUCAGUUGGAUUCAACAGAACCACAGCUGGAUUUGUCACUAUGGACCUGAGCACAAACACACACACUAGUAAAAACAUGCAAAGUAUACAAAAAAGAGAUGAGGCAUGGCUCUAUGUUCUAAAGUCCAAAAAAUGCUGCUAAAUAAAAAGUGUCUUAUUCUCAAAGCGUCUACUGAUGAGAUUGGAAAACAUCUGAUAAUCUUUUUGAUUCAAAUUAUAAUUACAAUAAGUAGGAUAGAAUAAAUGAACAUUUGCAAAUAAAACAAAUUCUUCCAACUAUGGGUCUGAAAAAGCAACAAAAAUAUGAAAUGGCGUCAGCAACAAGUGGCUCUGCCUUCCUCGAACACCCGCCUCCUUCCAGCCCACCUGAGUGCAUCGCCCCGUUCUCCGGUUAGAGGAACCAAGAUGAGCUCUUUGCAGGAGGUGAACCCGGUGGUCCUUGGGAUCAGAGAGCCUGUGGGCCUGCAGAGUCUGGCUGCAAGGAUUACUGGGCAGAUCGUUCAGGUUGAGCAGAAACCUUUUCAGACGGUGAUCGACGUCUGUUCAGGGGAUCCCCACAGGGCAGGGAUGCCCCCCCUCUCGUUUGCUCGCCAGGUCUUGGCAGCCUGUUUGUAUCCGGAGCUUCUUGAUGAAACCCGGUUUCCUUCAGAUGUUUGUCGGAGGGCCCAGAAGCUGUUGGGUGUCUGUAAUGGAGGCAGCGUUGGCGCGUACUCUUCCUCCUCCUGUGGGAUACCCGGAAUCCAGAAAGCUGUGGCUGAAUUCAUCACGAGGAGAGAUGGUGGAGUGGCCUCAGAUCCAGAGGACAUCAUCUUCUCCAGCGGUUCCCAGCGGACUUUGAUGCUGGUUCUGCACUUGCUGUCCAGUGGACAGGGGCCCACUCAGACAGGUGUGCUGACCCCCCUGCCGUGUCCACACACCCUACCCAUGCUGCUGGAUGAGGUCGGGGUCAAAAGGGUGCCGUACCGGCUGCUGGAAGAGCAAGGUUGGGGUUUGGACCUGGAAGAGCUGCACAGAGCCCUGGAGGCCGCUAGGGGGCACUGUGAGCCCAGAGCCAUUUACAUCAGUAACCCAGGAAACCCCACAGGUCAGGUACAAGACCUAGAAACUAUAGAAGGAGUGAUCCGUUUUGCUGCAUCAGAGGGGCUCGUUCUGUUAGUCGAAGAGGUCUACCAGGACUGUGUGUUCGGACAGGACGAAAAGUUUCUUUCCUACAAAAAGGUCCUGUCUGAGAUGGGAGCGUCCUACUCAGAAAGAGUGGAGAUGGUGUCGUUCCAUUCAAUAUCCGCAGGCACAAUGGGAGAGUGUGGUCUGAGAGGAGGCUACAUGGAGGUCAUCAACAUGGACCCGCUGGUCAAAAACCAUUUAAUGAGUAUGCAGGCUCCUUGCAGCCCUCCAGUUCUGCCCCAGUUGGCGCUGGAAAUCAUGGUUAACCCUCCUUCACCUGGAGAUGCUUCACAUGAAGUGUUUAAUCAGGAGAUUCUUCAGACAGUGGAAACUCUCUCCCAGAACGCUCAGCGAGCAUGUGAGUUUUUAAACAACGUACCGGGGAUGAGCUGCCAGCCGGCUAAGGGAGGGAUCUUCCUUUAUCCCCGUCUGAAUUUACCUGUUCAAAUCAUAAAGGAGGCUGAGAUGUCAGGAGUGCAGGCUGAUGUUCUGUACUGUCAGAAGUUCCUGGAAGAGGAAGGUGUCUGCUUGGGUCCAGGCUCUGAGAACGGACAGGAUGAUAAGAACUAUCACAUCAGACUUUGUGUUUUAGCUCCUCCUGCAGUCCUGGAGGACGUCCUGAAACGUCUUCGCUCUUUUCACCUUCGCAUUGAGGACAGACGUCACUGACAAAUAAAAAAUUCAAAGGAUACAAACUCAGAAGGAAAAUGCCAGAAACUAAAAACAGAUUAAAACGUUUUUUAAAUUUCAAACCUGAAAAACAGAGCAAAGAAUGUGAACAAAAAGUUUAAAUGGCAAUUCUGCCACUAUCAAAAAAUAAUCUAUGUAAACUGAAUUUGAGAAAAAAAACUUAGUAAAAUAAUUCACACAUUAUGCUGGCAUUGGGGAUAUAGAAAUUAUUGUAGUAAUCCUCACUUGACCUAAAACACAAAGAUUUUAGUCUGAUUGAAUGUCAGACAUUGAGAAGAAAAGAUUAUGCUCCAUUUUAUACAUUGUAUGUAAUUAUGUGGCUCCAACUAUACAUUUCUCUACUCUUUUGAUCACCUCUUCCCUAUUUUGCCAACUAAUGGUUAAAAGUUAUUUAUGUAAUCUAUUCAUAGUGUAAUGUACAUAAAUGUUAUGUGCCUCAAAUGAACAAAAUGUAACAGCAGAUGGUUACCGGUAUUUAUUGUGGAUUGACAUGAGUGAUGAGGGAUUUAAAUCAUAAUUUAAAAAACAUCUGUAAAAUAAAAUGUUGAGAAAAGUUGGAAAUUGACCCUUUAUUAAACCUAAUUUUAUAUAUACUAUUUACCACAAGUCAUCAAAAUACACCCUUACAGUGACACAUUUUACUCUGAAAUAUCAAAAUUAUUUUUGUAAGUAUAUAUUUGACAUAAAACCCUGUUUUAUGUUGUUGUUGCAACAACACGUGAUGCCAUUCACCUUUACCUCUUCUGAGUUUUUCUUUUUUGUUUUUUACUAGAUGUCUAAAACAGUCAGAAGGAGGAUUAUUGAGCUAAAACACCUUUAGUGCUGUCCUCUGCACCCCAGUUGUCCUACGUCUUGCAGAGUGUCCAUCUGUCCUUAUGUUUUUCUAGAAGAUAUGUGUUUUUUUUUUUGUGUUUUUUUUGCUGCCGUUGUUGACACCAAAUCAGCAUUCAAUCUCUGCUCCUGUGCACAUGCAAGCAGAAACACUCACAACUGCUUGCUGCCAUUCCUGAGCAAGCUCUGCACUGGUGGCAACCCAAAACCGUAAAUAAAACCUUUUUGGACGACACUACAA
Molecule: messenger RNA, 3141 nt
Organism: Fundulus heteroclitus (mummichog)
Lineage: Eukaryota; Metazoa; Chordata; Actinopteri; Cyprinodontiformes; Fundulidae
Product: alanine aminotransferase 2
Exons: 11
Coding region: 519-2048 (509 amino acids)
Biological process (GO): biosynthetic process
Molecular function (GO): L-alanine:2-oxoglutarate transaminase activity; pyridoxal phosphate binding
Source: RefSeq, a predicted model, not a curated record